AUGCCGGAUUUUCCCCAGCUCCUCCCUGGACUGCUUCUGCUCUGGCUAUCUGCUAGCCUGGCCCACCAUGGCUCCCCACUCUGGAGAGGCCCCCAUAUCCACCCUCAUGGGACCCCACGCUGCUACUCAGCUGAGGACCUGGCCCGGGACCACGCACCUGCACAUCUGUUGGCUCGAGCUGCCAAGUGGGAGCAGACUUUGCCGGUAGCCCUGGUGUCCAGCCUGGAGGCAGCAGGCAGCAGGAGGUUGCAGGAGGGGCCCCCAGCUGAGACCCAGUGCCCCGUGCUGCAGCCUGAGGAAGUACUGGACGCGGACAUCCACCAGCGCUCCAUCUCUCCCUGGAGAUACCGCGUGGACACGGACGAGAACCGCUACCCACAGAAGCUGGCCUUCGCCGAGUGCCUGUGCCGGGGCUGCAUCAACACCAGGACGGGCCGCGAGACGGCAGCCCUCAGCUCCGUGCCGCUGCACCAGAGCCUGCUGGUGCUGCGCCGCCAGCCCUGCUCCUCGGACACGUCGGGGGUGCCCACGCCCGGGGCCUUCGCCUUCCACAUCGAGUCCAUCCGAGUGCCCAUUGGCUGCACCUGUGUCCUGCCCAGGGUGGUACGGUGA
Messenger RNA from Molossus molossus (Pallas's mastiff bat), 612 nucleotides. RefSeq names its product interleukin 17C (gene IL17C). The record is from RefSeq and is a predicted model, not a curated record. Gene Ontology annotation, molecular function: cytokine activity. Lineage: Eukaryota; Metazoa; Chordata; Mammalia; Chiroptera; Molossidae. Bases 1 to 612 code for a protein of 203 amino acids. The transcript is spliced from 3 exons. Gene Ontology annotation, biological process: inflammatory response. Gene Ontology annotation, cellular component: extracellular region.